Messenger RNA from Sebastes umbrosus (honeycomb rockfish), 3702 nucleotides. RefSeq names its product solute carrier family 35 member F4 (gene slc35f4). Lineage: Eukaryota; Metazoa; Chordata; Actinopteri; Perciformes; Sebastidae. Gene Ontology annotation, cellular component: membrane. Bases 625 to 1872 code for a protein of 415 amino acids. The record is from RefSeq and is a predicted model, not a curated record. The transcript is spliced from 7 exons.
AGCUAACGCAGCAUAAUUACUCCAGGCUGCUUGGUUACCUUCCAAACAAAGCUGCUGAUUUGUGGAGCUAAAAGAAGAGGAGGGGAAAAGCGAGAGAGCGACGGAGAGAAAAGACGAGGGGUGGAGGAUUGAAAGAGAUGAGGGGAGUGAUUGCGCCGUGCCACACACACUUGAAGCUCAGUCUCCCUUGGAGACAGUGGCAGCGCUGGAUCACGGCGUGACAGUGCAACAGUAGAGUCUCCACUUCACUGCACUUCCCACUGAGCUAUCUCCACUGAGCUGUGUCACUAUCCAGACAGACAGAGAGUCAGAGCACCAGUAACAGUGAGCGCGCUGGGCUGGAGAGGAACAGAGAGUCAGGACUGGAGUGCCUGCAAGAAGACAGAAGAGUUUGACAGAGAUCCGGGAGGAGGGGUGGGGAGAGGGCAAUCAAGAGCGUGAAGAAGAAACGGAGGAGUUGGGAGUCUGAGGAUGCGCGGCACUAGCAGGAGGAGCUGCUGAGUGUGCAGCAGCCCGGGCACUCUUACUCUCUCUCACACACACACACACACACACACACACACACACACACACACAUAUACUUACUUCCCAGGGAAGGACAGUGUGUUGUGCCCCCAGUGGAGGAUGAAGAAGCACUCAGCCCGAGUGGCUCCUCUCAGCUCGUACAGCACUCAGGUCCUGACCUGCCCCAUCUCUGAAGGAGAGGAUGGUUCAGAGUCUCAUGCAGAGACACCGGGCAGCGAGACCAGCGAAGAGAGCCGGUCCUAUCAGACAUGUACCAACACAGCUCUGAAGGUGCUGGGCGGCCUGCUGCUGGUGCUGUGUGUCUCCUCCUCCUGGGUGGGUACCACUCAGGUGGUUAAGCUGACCUUCCAGUCGUUCUCCUGUCCCUUCUUCAUCUCCUGGUUCAGCAGCAACUGGAACAUCCUCUUCUUCCCCAUCUACUACUCCGGACUUGUGGUUACCACUCGGGAGAAGCAGACUCCCAUACAGAAAUUCAGGGAGUGCAGCAAGCUCUUUGGGGAGGAUGGGAUGACUCUCAAGCUUUUCGUAAAGAGAACGGCGCCCUUCUCAAUCCUGUGGACACUGACCAACUACCUGUACCUCAUGGCCUUGAAGAAACUGACCGCCACUGAUGUCUCUGCCCUCUACUGCUGCCACAAGGCAUUCGUCUUUCUCCUGUCCUGGAUUGUUCUCAAGGACCGUUUCAUGGGUGUUCGGAUUGUGGCAGCCAUUAUGGCCAUCACAGGUAUUGUCAUGAUGGCUUACGCUGACGGUUUCCAUGGGGAUUCCUUUGUGGGCGUGGCAUUGGCUGUCGGCUCGGCCUCCACAUCAGCCCUCUACAAGGUGCUGUUCAAGAUGUUCUUGGGGAGUGCUAACCUCGGAGAAGUGGCUCAUUUCCUUUCCACCAUGGGCUUCUUCAACCUCAUCUUCAUCUCCUGUGUGCCCCUGAUCCUUUACUUCACCAAGGUGGAGCACUGGGGCUCACUGUCCUCACUGCCCUGGGGAUACCUGUGUGGACUGGCAGGACUGUGGCUGGUGUUCAACAUCUUGGUCCAUGUUGGUGUGGUGCUGACGUACCCCAUUCUCAUCUCCAUAGGGACACUCCUCAGUGUUCCGGGCAAUGCAGCCGUAGAUGUUUUGAAACAUGAGGUGAUCUUCAGUGUGGUGCGCCUGGCAGCCACCUGCAUCAUCUGCCUGGGCUUCUUGCUCCUGCUGCUGCCAGAGGAGUGGGACUCAGUCACUCUGCGUUUCCUGGCCAACAUUGCAGACAAGAAGCCGGAAGAACACGGCGAGGAGCUCACAGAAACCAGCGUCAACACUCGAAGCCGCAGUCGAGCAAACGGCACUGUCUCCAUUCCCUUGGCAUGACAUAGAUGAGCUUUGCUAGUAGCCUCUGCUAACCAGUCUUAAAGCCCUGUCUGCUCAUGAUCCUCCAUUGCCCACCACAGGAGGUGUGGCGGGAUGUUUGGUCCACAUGGACUCUCUAUCAGGAAGACAGGAAGUGAUGUCGUGAACUUCACUCUGGAGAUGCAUCUCUGCCUCCAUCACUUCACUACAGGAGGGGGGAAAGGAGAUCAUUCAUGGAAUUUGCUAGUUGAAAAGGUGGAAAGUGUUCAUUACUUUCUUGAAAUACUUUCCACGCUCAGUCCUGUCCCUCGCACGCACCCAAACCAAGAGCUGACUGGCCUCCCUUGACCUGCUCUGCGGACUGUAUUCUGUGAAUAUGAAUAUUGGCAGGGCCAAUUUGGCUCAAUCUUAUAUGUAUUUAUGAUAUUUAUUUAGAGCUGUAUCAAUAAGAGUAUUAUUUUCAGUCUUAUUGAAUAGCAUUAUAUACAAGAAUGACAAUUAUAUUAUGCGUAAUGUACAGGCUCUUUUGGUUUUAUAAUAAAAGACUUAAAACUCAAAUUAGCAGUGUAGUACUUGUAGUACUGAGUUUUCUAACAAUAUGUUGGAACAUCUUUAGAUUUCUCAGUAAUUUCUGUGUUGCCUAAAUCAGCACUGACAAGGAUGCAUACAAUGCUAAUGAUGCCUUUAAAGCUUCACAAAAUAUAUUACCAUUACAAGUUUGUAUUAUUAUUUACUUUUACAAUUAUUACUAUUAUAAUAAUAAUUAUUAUUAAUGCUGUUUGUUAUCUGUUUGGUCAGGGUGGACUUGGACUCAUGGCCUCAGUAUUUCUAAAAUCCUUUUCUAUGGCCCCGCUUGCAUUUCGUUCCAUUUGAAUUCGCUCUCCAACAUGAAAUCAUGCCAAACGCCUAAUGUUAGUCAAGACAUAUAUUUUAAUGUUACAGUAGGUUUAAGGCGUGAUCACCAUUUUUUCGUAAGUGAAACUGUGGAAACAGUCUUAUAAGACUGUAUGAGAGCCAAACUAUUGUUUCAACCAUUUGUAUCAUGACCAGAUAUUUUUAGCAGAACUGAGCGGUGUGGUUCAUACAAUAUUAGUAAUCUGUUUAAGUGCAUUGCAUUGAUUUAGCAGCGAUGACUUUACAGAAUUCUCUUUGCUAUAAUAUAUUAUGCAAUGCUUUUCUGUGCUGCACUUAGCUGUCACUUACUGACGCACAUACACACCCACACACUGCAAACUGAAGAAGAUUGAGAAUGAUUGUUUAUACUAUAAUUUAUCCUCUUUCACAUAUACACACAAUCUGUGGUAAUAGUGCGUAGCCUACCUAUCUGCCCGGCAAUUUUAAAAAAGCCCAUGGGACAUGUUUUGCCUGUAGAGCAUAACACUGUGAUAGGCACUCGUAAAAAUGACUUUCUAGUGUCACAUACCAUGGUGGCAAAAUUACAUUUUAGUUCAAAUAGUGCUAUUGAGAUGAUGAGGGGUGUCAGGAGAAUAGUUUCUCAGUCUUUCUGCAUCACUCUUACACACACACAUGUACACACACUCCCAAGAGUCUAACACCACAGUGCCAUUAUGGUUGUUGGAGUGCAGUCAGUGAGUUGAGACCUCUAAUGAAGCAUUUGCCGAUGUGACACUUUCAGCUUAACAACUGCUACUGUAGACGUAGCAGAGGAAUGUGUAAUGUUCAAAUCUUAAUUGCAUGAUAGAGUAGUUCUGCUGGAUGCUGAAAAGCAAGGGCAGAAUUUACGGGGGGGGGGGGGAGGGGCGACUCACAGGAUUUGUCCCCCCCACGCUUUUUCAGAGGGCAGUAUUGGAUCCCUUCACUUUUUACAGUCCGAAACGUACCGUUUUAUUU